GGAGAUGGGGACGCUGAAGAAAACAAAAGCACUGCCGCGACGUAGCAGUGCCUCAGAGUACGACCGGACCAGAGACGCAACUCCUACACAUGCACACACACUCUCUCACACACACACAGACGUGCUCAGACAUUCACACAGAGCUGAAUCUGAAGAAGCAGGAGCUGAGAUGGCCGUGACAGGAGCUGAUGAAAUGCCUCGGCAGUUCCCCAAGGUCACGCUGAGUGACGUGGAUGAGGAGGUGCGCCUGCUGGCCGAGAAGGUGUACGCCUCUGCGCUAAAGGAGGAGGAGAAUAAAGACGCCAUCUCCAUGUAUACCGUGCCUGAAGACUGUCCCAUCGGCCUUCAGCAGGCCAUAGACAGGGAGCUCCUCCGGGAGCUGGCCGAGCAGCAGUCCGAGGAGACGGCCAAGAGGAAGAAAAGUUUGAAGAUGAUUCGAUCUCAGUCCAUGCAAAACCCUGCUUGUGUGGACUGGGCAAGACCUGCACCCACUCCGCUCGUGGUCCCGUCCUUCACUUGUCCAUCCGUACCGGACAACUUCCCUGAGUACCAGAGAGUCACCAUCAGUGGGGAUUACUGUGCCGGGAUCACUGUCGAAGACUACGAACAAGCAGCGAAAAGUCUUCUGAAGGCGUUAUUCAUCCGGGAGAAAUACUCGAAGCUGGCGUACCACCGUUGCCCCCAGACCACCACCAGGUUCUUGCGGAGUGCUGAGAAUUUAACGUGGAGAGAGGAAGAUGAAGUCCUGCCAGACAUCUGCCCAUGCCCUCAGGAAGGAGAGGAUCCCUACAGCAUGGAGAACAUUCCGGAGAACCUGAGCUACAAGCUGAAAAUGAGGGACGGGAUUAUAUACGUGUACGAGAAUGCAGCGGCUCUCGAAGAGAACAGACCCCACUGUCUGCCGUACCCUGACCUCGAGACGUUUGCCAUCGACAUGAGCCACGUACUGGCCAUGAUCGCAGACGGUCCCACGAAGACGUACUGCCACAGAAGACUGAACUUCCUGAGCUCGAAGUUCUACCUGCAUGAGAUGCUCAAUGAAAUGGCUGAGCUGAAAGAACUCAAAGGGGUCCCACAUCGAGAUUUCUACAACGUCAGGAAGGUAGACACACACAUCCACGCCGCAGCCUGUAUGAACCAGAAACAUCUGCUUAACUUCAUCCAGAGCACCUAUAAGACAGACGCAGAGCGUGUGGUGCUGGAGAAGGCCGGAGAGAGACUGACCCUCAAACAGGUCUUCGACAACCUCAACAUGGACCCCUAUGACCUCACUGUGGACUCGCUGGACGUCCAUGCUGGCAGGCAGACGUUUCAUCGCUUCGACAAGUUCAACGCCAAAUACAAUCCGGUGGGAGCGAGCGAGCUGCGAGAAAUCUACCUGAAAUCCGACAACUACAUCAAGGGAGAGUAUUUUGCACGUUUGAUAAAGGAAGUCGCUCAUGAUCUGGAGGAGAGUAAAUACCAGCACGCCGAGCCCCGCCUCUCUAUCUACGGCCGCUCCCCGGAGGAGUGGGAGAGCCUUUCCCAUUGGUUUAUUCAACAUAAAGUCCACUCCCCCAACAUGCGCUGGGUCAUCCAGGUGCCCAGAAUAUAUGAUAUUUUUGUGUCACGGAAGCUGAUUCCUAACUUCGCCAAGAUGCUGGAGAACAUCUUCCUGCCCUUGUUUGAGGCGACGGUGAAUCCUCAGAAGCACAAAGAGCUGCACGUGUUCCUCAAAUAUGUGACCGGCUUUGACAGUGUGGAUGACGAAUCCAAGCACAGCGAUCACAUGUUCUCUUAUAACAGCCCCAAACCUGAGCAGUGGACCACCGACGAGAACCCGCCUUACAGCUACUACCUCUUCCACAUGUACGCCAACAUCAUGGUGCUCAACAACCUGCGCAAAGAGCGAGGUCUGAGUACCUUCCAGUUCCGUCCACACUGUGGUGAGGCCGGCUCCAUCACUCAUCUGGUUUCAGCUUUUCUCACUGCUGAUAACAUCUCUCACGGCCUCAACCUCAAGAAGAGCCCCGUCCUUCAGUACCUGUACUACUUGGCCCAGGUACCCAUCGCCAUGUCCCCCCUAAGCAACAACAGUCUGUUCUUGGAGUACUCGAAGAACCCGCUGCGAGAUUUCCUGCACAAGGGUCUGUGUGUGUCUCUGUCCACUGAUGACCCCAUGCAGUUCCACUACACCAAGGAAGCCCUAAUGGAGGAGUACGCUAUUGCAGCUCAGCUCUGGAAGCUGAGCACAUGUGAUUUAUGCGAAAUCGCCCGAAACAGCGUCCUGCAGAGUGGACUCUCUCAUCAGGAGAAAAAGCACUUCCUCGGUCCUGACUACUUAAAGGACGGACCUGAAGGGAACGACAUCCGGCGCACCAACGUGGCACAGAUCCGCAUGGCCUACAGAUACGAAACGCUGUGUAACGAGCUCAGCUUCCUGGUGGACGCGGUGAAAUCCGAGACCCUGACCUCACAGAUGUAGUCAGAGGGACACACACACACACACCCUGCCAUGAGACUGUAGCCAUACACACACACACACACACACACACACACACACACUUGCAUGCUGCCUUGUACACAAGACAUCAGGUAUAACGUAACCGCUGCUGUUUGAGUGAACCUGCCUCACUAUAAUCCACACUGCAAGUCUUCCAUGUGAGUUCAGGUCUGAACGCGUGUUCGUCUCCGAGGAGGUGCUGCUCAGUGCAUCAGGGACUGACGAGAUGUAGUCGAAAGCCAAUGCAAUGCUGCCCCCUGGUGGAGGCGGUCAUAUUUUAUCAACAGAAGUGACUCGAAACGUUAAACUGUAGCGUAUGCUUUUAUAGUGGUCUCGAAUGUAGAAUACGUGCAUUCACAUUCUCUCUCUCUCUCUCUCUCACACAGAGAUUCUCACCAGUAGAAGAAUGUUCUGAGCUGUAGAGCCCUACAAUGCUGAGUGAAGCUAUAAACCCGAGACCUCAUUUAUCGAAUGUACAAGAUUCUAGAAGAACUUGAAAACGUAGCCUUGUAGCUAAUGUGCUGUAUGUUCAUCCAACACCUUGAAAACUUCGCAGCCAUUAAUCUCAUAAAAUAUUGCACAUGAUGUAUAUUAAGAGAAACAGAUGAUACGUGAUCGCUCUAUAGCAUGUUAUUCUUGUAUUAAUACCGAAAUAGUCUGGAGAGAAAAGCAAAUUUAUCUUUUAUUAUAACUGAU
Molecule: messenger RNA, 3178 nt
Organism: Neoarius graeffei (lesser salmon catfish)
Lineage: Eukaryota; Metazoa; Chordata; Actinopteri; Siluriformes; Ariidae
Gene: ampd3a
Product: adenosine monophosphate deaminase 3a
Exons: 15
Coding region: 5-2464 (819 amino acids)
Biological process (GO): IMP salvage; AMP metabolic process
Cellular component (GO): cytosol
Molecular function (GO): AMP deaminase activity
Source: RefSeq, a predicted model, not a curated record